AUGUCUCAAUUAUUUACUCCCGCCGAUGUGGCCACCCACAACAACGCCGAGAAAGGCAUGUACAUCAUCAUCGACAACACAGUUUACGAUGUAACCAAGUUCGCGGAUGAACACCCCGGAGGCGCGAAGAUCUUGAAGCGUGUUGCUGGAAAGGAUGCUUCUAAGCAGUUUUGGAAGUACCACAACGAAUCCGUGUUGAAGAAGUACUCGCCCAAGUUGAAGAUUGGGGAUGUUAAGGAGGCUGCGAAGCUGUGA
Penicillium malachiteum is the source of this 255-nucleotide messenger RNA. RefSeq names its product cytochrome b5-like heme/steroid binding domain-containing protein. The record is from RefSeq and is a predicted model, not a curated record. NCBI's taxonomy places the organism in Eukaryota, Fungi, Ascomycota, Eurotiomycetes, Eurotiales, Aspergillaceae. The transcript has 2 exons. Gene Ontology annotation, molecular function: heme binding. Gene Ontology annotation, cellular component: membrane; intracellular membrane-bounded organelle. The coding region runs from base 1 to 255 and encodes 84 amino acids.